AUGAUUACAAAGAUUUCCAACCUUCAGCAAAACUUUGAAAAAGAAAUUUGUUCUGAAUUCCCUAAUGCAUUUUGGGAAAGGAAGAAACACUUGGUUGAACUUCCUUACAUCCCCGGGUUCGACGAACAAAAUAUUCCCACUAAAGCCAGACCUAUCCAAAUGAACCAUGAGAUGAUGGAAAUCUGCAAGAAAGAAAUAGAUCAUCUCCUUAAAAAUGGUAUCAUCAGAAGCUCUAACUCCCCCUGGAGUUGCUCUGCCUUUUAUGUUAAUAACAGUGCAGAGAAGGAGCGCGGCACCCCUAGACUUGGGAUAAAUUACAAGCCUUUGAAUGCCGUCUUGAAAUGGAUCCGGCAUCCAAUUCCUAACAAAAGGGAUCUUCUCAAAAGGACCUUCAAGGCCAACCUUUAA
Capsicum annuum is the source of this 408-nucleotide messenger RNA. RefSeq lists its product as uncharacterized. The transcript has a single exon. The record is from RefSeq and is a predicted model, not a curated record. The coding region runs from base 1 to 408 and encodes 135 amino acids. NCBI's taxonomy places the organism in Eukaryota, Viridiplantae, Streptophyta, Magnoliopsida, Solanales, Solanaceae.